This is a messenger RNA of Trifolium pratense (red clover), 877 nucleotides long. Its product is annotated as glycine-rich RNA-binding protein-like. The coding region runs from base 113 to 685 and encodes 190 amino acids. Gene Ontology annotation, molecular function: RNA binding. Lineage: Eukaryota; Viridiplantae; Streptophyta; Magnoliopsida; Fabales; Fabaceae. The transcript is spliced from 2 exons. The record is from RefSeq and is a predicted model, not a curated record.
GCUAUUUUUCUUCGUGCUCUCACUUCAAGGUGGAUUCUAGUUAAUCCUCCUUUUUUUUUCUUAAAUUCCCAAUUUAACCCUAUCCCUAGGGUUUGUUCCAUUCCCAAUUUCAAUGGCAGAAGUUGAAUACCGAUGCUUUGUUGGUGGACUUGCCUGGGCCACUGACAGUGUCGCUCUCGAGAAAGCCUUUUCAACGUUUGGCGAAAUCGUCGAAUCGAAGGUUAUUACCGAUCGUGAAACUGGAAGAUCGAGAGGAUUUGGAUUUGUCACGUUCGCGUCUGAGCAAUCGAUGAAAGAUGCGAUUGAAGGGAUGAACGGUCAGGAUCUUGAUGGACGUAACAUCACUGUGAACGAGGCUCAAAACCGUGGAAGUGGAGGCGGUGGUGGAGGAGGUGGAUACCGUGGUGGCGGUGGUGGAGGUUAUAGUGGUGGUGGUGGAGGUUAUAGUGGAGGAGGCGGUGGAGGUUACAACCGUGGUGGAGGAGGUGGAGGUUAUGGUGGUCGUCGUGAAGGAGGAGGAGGUGGAUAUGGUGGAGGAGGAGGUGGAUAUGGUGGUGGAGGUGGAGGAUAUGGUGGUGGCCGUCGUGAAGGAGGAGGAGGUGGUGGUGGUUAUGGAGAUGGUGGUUCCAGAUACUCAAGAGGUGGUGGUGGUGGUGGUUCUGAUGGUGGAAACUGGAGGAGUUAGUUGAUUUAGUAUUUUAGUUAUUUAAAUUGAAUGAUCUUGUUCUGAAUUAUGUGUUGUGACUUUGAUUGAAAUGUUCUUUGUGGUUCUAGUAUCUGUUAUGUUUUGUCAUGUGGUUGUGGUUUUUGACCUCUGAAGUUGUGUACUGAUAUAAACAGUUCAUCAAAGAAUAGUCAGAAACAGUUUAGUUUACUA